CAAAUUGGCUCGUCAAAUUGGGUUCUACAUAACGGUGCUAAACCAUGGAUGGACGAAUUCAUUGCCCUUUCGAAAAAUAUGUCUCUACAAUGGAGACAGAGAGAUGCGGUCAGAAAUUUGGGGACGAAGGUGAAGGCCGUCUCCUCCUCUCUUCCCGUCUGCAAGAUCUCCCCCUCCGGUUAAAAAAACCCGAUUCCAUACUUCCUUCGAAACCCGAUCACAGAGGAAGAGUUCGAUCCACCCCUCCUUCACUCCCUAACCCCCUUCUCCCUUCUCUCCUAUGCAUCCCAUCCAACCCUCCUUUCCUACCUCACCCCCUCGCUCCCAAUCCCCUUCACUGAGACGAAAUCCACCUGAACGGCGGUGUACCUGUAUAUAAUCAGAGGGCCGAUAGCAACCGCAGGAGGGAUUACUGCUGCCGUUGACCGAUUAGUCGGAGCUCGAGUGGAAGUGAGUCAGCAGAUUUGAGAGCAAGGUUGGAGAUUACAAAGGAGAAAUCAGGCGGCGGAGGAUUAGGCCGAAGAUCAUGCCGCCGAGACAAAAUCCAGUCACGCCGCACCUGCAAAUUCCAUGUUUUCAUGGUGGUGGAGAGUCCAAAUCGGCAAUCCAGGUCAGGUAUGGAGGGAUUAAAGGAUGGGUUGGGAGGUGGUGGUGAGGGAAGGACGAGUGCGAGUGGGGAAAGGGACGGAGGAGGGAGACCGAGUUGGCGAAGACAGAGGAGUAAGAAGUGGUCUGAGCAAUGAGGGAUGAUUAAGAUUUAGGUUUAGGUUUCGUUUUUUAAAUUUUAAAUUAAUUUUCUAUUUUUUUAAUUUUUUAGUUUCUACAGUCACCCUUAAUGAUACAUGCGUUUAUUCAUUAUCUAUAUAGAUGUUACGUCAUUAAUUAACGUUUGAUUUAACAGUUAAAUUAACGGAUAUAUAAGAUUAUUUAAAAAUUAAGAUUUAAGAUAUAACUUUGAAAUGAAAAAAAUUUCAUAUAUUAAAUGUUAAAAAUCACGAAAUGGAGAGUAAUAAACUAAAAUUAACCUUUUUUUUAAAAGCAAAUUACCGAAAGAAAGUCAUGGGGAGGAGGAGGGAAAGAAAGGAGAAAAGGGAGGAGAAUCAUUCAUCUUUGUCCAUUCUCCUACUUUUAAUAGCAAAUUAAGCGGAUCUCGCUUUCUGUCUCUUCAUGGAUUUUUCACAUUAUGAGGAUGUUAAAGUAUAUCACCAUCAACUAAUAUUUUAAAUAUUACAUCGCCGAGCCAAUACGGGAUCACAUCCUCAUUCUCCUCCUCUCCCUCUUCCUCAUUUGCUCUUUCUCCUUCUACUUCCUCAGAGCACUCUCUCUCUCUGAAACCCAAAAGUGAGAAAUGACGGAGGCAGAAAACCAUUGGCUUCAUGGGACGCUUCACGCUACGAUUUAUGAGGUUGAUAAGCUGCAUAGUAGUAGUGGGAAUUUCCUCCGCAAGAUUACAGGAAAACUUGAGGAGACUGUUGGUAUUGGCAAAGGAAUUAGUAGACUCUAUGCAACCGUUGAUCUGGAAAGGGCUAGGGUUGGUAGGACUAGGGUUAUAGAGAAAGAGCCCUCUAAUCCCAGGUGGUAUGAGUCUUUCCACAUUUACUGUGCCCAUACUGCUGCAAACGUUAUAUUUACUGUCAAAGAGUCUAACCCUAUUGGGGCAUCAUUAAUUGGAAGAGCUUAUGUACCUGUUCAAGAACUCAUAGAGGGGGAAGAAGUGGAUCAAUGGGCUGAAAUUUUGGAUGGAAAAAAGGAGCCCGUUCAUGGAAAUCCUAAAAUACAUGUGAAACUACAAUUUUUCCAUGUUACAAAGGACCGCAGUUGGGGUCUGGGUAUUAGGAGUCCUAAGUUUCCUGGAGUUCCAUUUACAUUUUUCUCACAGAGAAAAGGGUGUAAGGUUUCCCUUUACCAAGAUGCUCAUAUCCCAGAUAAAUUUAUUCCUAAAAUUCCUCUUGCUGGAGGCAAGCAUUACGAGCCCCACAGAUGCUGGGAAGACAUCUUUGAUGCAAUAACUAAUGCAAAGCACCUGAUCUAUAUUACUGGUUGGUCAGUUUAUACUGAAAUUUCCUUGGUACGGGACUCAAGAAGGCCAAAGCCUGGUGGAGACAUCACCAUCGGUGAAUUGCUUAAAAAGAAAGCAAGUGAAGGUGUUAGGGUUCUUGUGCUUGUUUGGGAUGACAGAACGUCUGUUGGUUUAUUGAAAAGAGAUGGAUUGAUGGCCACUCAUGACGAAGAAACUGCACAGUUCUUCCAGAAUACUGACGUGCAUUGUGUAUUAUGCCCCCGUAAUCCUGAUGGUGGUGGGAGCAUUAUUCAGGGCGCACAAGUCUCUACCAUGUUCACUCAUCACCAGAAGAUUGUGGUUGUGGACCACGACUUGCCAAAUGGAGAAUCAGAGAGGAGAAGAAUUGUGAGUUUUGUUGGGGGUCUUGAUCUGUGUGAUGGAAGAUAUGAUACCCCCUUCCAUUCACUUUUCAGGACAUUGGAUACUGCACACCAUGAUGAUUUCCAUCAGCCAAAUUUUACUGGUGCUUCAAUUACAAAAGGUGGUCCAAGGGAACCGUGGCAUGAUAUCCACUCUCGACUAGAAGGGCCUAUUGCUUGGGAUGUUUUGUUUAACUUUGAGCAGAGAUGGAGAAAGCAAGGUGGUAAAGAUUUACUUGUUCAGCUUAGAGAGCUGGACGAAAUCAUUAUUCCCCCUUCUCCUGUUAUGUUCCCAGAUGACCAUGAGACGUGGAAUGUUCAGUUAUUCAGGUCAAUUGACGGAGGAGCUGCUUUUGGCUUCCCAGAUACGCCUGAAGAUGCAGCUAGAGCUGGACUUGUUAGUGGGAAGGAUAACAUCAUUGACCGAAGCAUUCAGGAUGCUUAUAUUCAUGCUAUUCGCCGCGCAAAGAAUUUCAUCUAUAUUGAAAAUCAGUACUUUCUUGGGAGCUCUUUUGCCUGGGAGGCUGAUGGUAUCAAGCCUGAUGACAUUGGUGCUUUGCAUGUAAUUCCAAGGGAGCUUUCACUUAAGAUUGCUAGCAAGAUUGAAGCAGGGGAGAGGUUUACUGUCUAUGUUGUUGUCCCAAUGUGGCCAGAGGGGAUCCCAGAGUCGGCAUCUGUUCAGGCAAUAUUAGACUGGCAGAGGAGGACUAUGAAUAUGAUGUAUUCAGAUAUUAAGAGCGCAUUAGAUGCACAAGGUCUUGAGGAGGAUCCUCGUAGCUACUUGACAUUUUUCUGCCUUGGGAAUCGGGAGGCGAAGAAGCGUGGGGAAUAUGAACCCUCAGAGGCACCAGAAGCAGAUUCGGACUAUCAAAGAGCUCAGGAAGCCCGGCGCUUCAUGAUUUAUGUUCAUACCAAGAUGAUGAUAGUUGACGAUGAGUACAUAAUUAUUGGAUCUGCCAACAUCAACCAGAGAUCAAUGGAUGGUGCGAGAGACUCUGAAAUAGCCAUGGGAGCCUACCAACCAUAUCAUCUGUCAGUCAGGGAGCCAGCACGUGGUCAGAUCCAUGGUUUCCGUAUGGCACUAUGGUAUGAGCACCUUGGGAUGCUUGAUGAGGUCUUCCUCCAGCCAGAAAGCAUUGAAUGUAUUUCAAAGGUGAACCAGAUUGCUGACAAGUACUGGGAUCUGUAUUCAAGUGAAACUCUUGAACACGAUUUGCCUGGUCACUUGCUUCGCUAUCCAAUUGGUGUUACCAGCGAAGGAACUGUUACAGAGUUGCCAGGAUUUGAAUUCUUCCCUGACACCAAAGCUCGUAUCCUUGGUGCCAAAUCCGACUACCUUCCUCCGAUCCUUACUACCUAAGUGUGCUUUUUGUCACUUGGGCUGUCAAAGUAAAACCUUCUACAUUGUCAUUUUGUUUUUACAUAAACCUUCUACAUUGUCUUUUUGUUUUACACUAGUAUUUGUGAUGGUAGAUUAAUAAGUCUUAUCUGCUUCACAACCUGCAUAGAUGUUUUUAAUGGGGCAGGAUGUUCACAGCAGGUUUUAUAGUGAUGUGGUAAUGAUGUGGUGUGAUUUGCUGACUGAUAUAACUUAUGAGCCAUGUUU
Molecule: messenger RNA, 4027 nt
Organism: Pyrus x bretschneideri (Chinese white pear)
Lineage: Eukaryota; Viridiplantae; Streptophyta; Magnoliopsida; Rosales; Rosaceae
Product: phospholipase D alpha 1-like
Exons: 4
Coding region: 1349-3781 (810 amino acids)
Biological process (GO): phospholipid catabolic process; phosphatidylcholine metabolic process
Cellular component (GO): plasma membrane
Molecular function (GO): calcium ion binding; D-type glycerophospholipase activity
Source: RefSeq, a predicted model, not a curated record